Cinclus cinclus is the source of this 2268-nucleotide messenger RNA. RefSeq names its product amyloid beta precursor protein binding family A member 2 (gene APBA2). Gene Ontology annotation, cellular component: cytoplasm; plasma membrane; dendritic spine. The record is from RefSeq and is a predicted model, not a curated record. The transcript is spliced from 12 exons. Gene Ontology annotation, molecular function: protein binding; amyloid-beta binding. The coding region runs from base 1 to 2268 and encodes 755 amino acids. Gene Ontology annotation, biological process: chemical synaptic transmission. Lineage: Eukaryota; Metazoa; Chordata; Aves; Passeriformes; Cinclidae.
AUGGCAAACAGGAAACAUCAAAGCAUUACAGCCAGCAUGCUGGAUCACAGAGCCAGAGCUUGCCCGACUUCUUCUCACAACAGGGAGCCUGAAAAUGAAGAAAGUGGCCUUCCUAUUGAAGAUUAUGCAGAAAAAGAGGCAGAAUUAGCAACUGUCAGACCAGGUAGCCCUACCCCUGUGGAACAUGAGUGCAAUGACCACAGUGGAGAUGGCGACUCCAGCUCUGACUAUGUAAACAACACUUCCGAGGAGGAGGACUAUGAUGAAGGCUUGCCAGAAGAAGAGGAGGGGAUCACAUACUACAUCAGAUACUGUCCAGAGGAUGACAGUUACCUAGAAGGAAUGGACUGCAAUGGGGAGGAGUAUGCUCCCCAUGAGGAACACCAUGUUGAAACAGAUGAUUGUCAGGAAGCUGUAGAAGAGUGGGCUGAAGGUAAAAUUCAGCACCAAGAUGAAAAUGAGGUGAUGGACAGGCAAGACUGGCAGGAAGGUCAAGAUAAUGGCAUUCGGAUUUUGGAGGAUGAAGCAUCAUCUUUGGAGAUCCAAGACCAAGAAGAAAAUGUACAGUACUGUCAAAGUGAAGGUGACUAUCCGGACUAUUACCCAGCAGAGGCUAAUGGAAAUUCACAGGGAAUAUCACCAUACCAUUCUAGAAAAGAGGAGGCAGAGCUGGAAGAGCAGGAAGAGGACAUUGAUCAGAUUGUAGCAGAAAUCAAAAUGAGUAUGAGCAUGAGCAGUAUUAACAGUACAACAGAGAUGAGUCCAGAGCACUCUGGGACUGAAAACGUGGCACAUGACUACAAAGAGACUUGUUCAAAGGGAGAAGCUGUUCACAGUGCUAACAGGCACGAGGGGAGGCCAAAAUCACUGAAUAUCCCGUCUGCCUCUAAGCACAGUGGAGAUGUGCAUCGAGGUUUUAAAGCAAAGUCAAGAUCCCCAGAGGACAGACAGAAGUGGCCACAGGAGCAGAUGUGCAAUGGUUUAGAGCAGCCCAGGAAGCAGCAGCGUUCAGACCUCAACGGCCCAGCUGACAAUAACAAUCCCCCCGAGACAAAGAAAGUGUCUUCCUUUCCAAGUUUUGUUGAUGUUCCAGGACCUUGUGAACCUGAGGACCUCAUUGAUGGAAUCAUCUUUGCAGCCAAUUACCUGGGCUCCACCCAGCUGCUGUCUGAGCGCAACCCUUCCAAAAACAUCCGCAUGAUGCAGGCCCAGGAGGCAGUGAGUCGUGUCAAGAGGAUGCAAAAGGCGGCUAAAAUCAAGAAAAAAGCGACCUCAGAGGGAGAUUCCCAGGCCUUGACUGAAGUGGAUCUGUUCAUCUCCACACAGAGAAUCAAAGUUCUAAAUGCAGACACACAGGAAACAAUGAUGGACCACGCGCUGCGCACCAUCUCCUACAUCGCCGACAUCGGGAACAUCGUGGUGCUGAUGGCGCGGCGUCGCAUGCCCAGAUCCGCCUCCCAGGACUGCAUUGAAACCACUCCUGGUGCCCAGGAGGGCAAGAAGCAGUACAAAAUGAUCUGCCAUGUCUUUGAGUCAGAGGAUGCACAGCUCAUAGCUCAGUCAAUUGGUCAGGCUUUCAGUGUGGCUUACCAAGAGUUUUUAAGAGCCAAUGGAAUUAACCCAGAGGAUCUCAGUCAGAAAGAAUACAGUGAUAUCAUCAAUACCCAAGAGAUGUACAAUGAUGAUCUCAUACACUUCUCCAAUUCAGAAAACUGCAAAGAGCUCCAGCUAGAAAAACAGAAGGGAGAAAUUCUUGGGGUAGUGAUUGUGGAAUCUGGAUGGGGAUCCAUUCUACCCACCGUUAUCCUGGCCAACAUGAUGAAUGGAGGCCCUGCAGCACGUUCAGGAAAACUGAGCAUUGGAGACCAAAUUAUGUCCAUUAAUGGUACCAGUUUAGUUGGUCUACCUCUUGCAACAUGCCAAGGGAUCAUAAAGGGACUCAAGAAUCAGACACAAGUCAAACUGAACAUUGUCAGCUGUCCUCCUGUUACUACUGUCCUCAUAAAACGGCCAGACUUAAAAUACCAGCUGGGCUUCAGUGUACAGAAUGGAAUUAUUUGCAGCUUGAUGCGAGGUGGAAUAGCAGAGAGGGGAGGGGUAAGAGUGGGACACCGGAUUAUCGAGAUCAAUGGGCAGAGUGUCGUAGCUACUGCUCAUGAGAAGAUAGUACAAGCAUUGUCUAACUCAGUGGGAGAGAUUCACAUGAAGACUAUGCCAGCUGCCAUGUUCAGGCUUCUAACAGGUCAAGAGACCCCCCUGUAUAUCUAA